This is a messenger RNA of Rubroshorea leprosula, 2934 nucleotides long. NCBI's taxonomy places the organism in Eukaryota, Viridiplantae, Streptophyta, Magnoliopsida, Malvales, Dipterocarpaceae. The record is from the annotation of a GenBank genome assembly.
AAAAGCCGUUUUCGUUUCCCUUCCUCCUUACUGCAAACCCUAGCCCUUCUCUUCCGCCUAAACCAUUUCAAUCUAUUCGUAUUUAUAAGUGCAUAAUCCCGAUUGGUAUUCGCUGUACUGGAUUGGGUUCUGUUGAUACUGAGGAGCCAAGUCUCUGCGGCAGAGAGAUGGUCACGACCUCGAGAAUCGAUGCUGCCACCUCUGAGAUAGUGAAGAAGACAAUCCAGUCUAUUAAGGAGAUAGUUAAGGAUCACUCUGAUGCCGAUAUUUAUGUCGCCUUGAAAGAGGCCAACAUGGACCCUAAUGAAACCACCCACAAACUGCUUAACCAAGAUCCUUUUCAUGAAGUGAAGAGAAAAAGAGACCGGAAGAAAGAGAGUGUGGGGUACAGAGGUUCGGUGGAUCCAGGAAAGCAAUCAGAGAAUGUUGUUCAGGUGAUGAAAUUUCGUGCAUUUCCUGAUCGUGGUACUCGAAGGGGAGGCUAUACUCGGAAUCGUUUGCGCGAUGCAGGAAUCAGCAGAGAGUUCCGUGUUGUGAGGGAUAAUAGACUGAACCAAAAUAUAAACAAAGAAACAAAGCCUCCUUUACCAGAGUCUUUAACUUCCACCAGUGAGCAAGUGGUUGUUAAUGUUACUGAAAAGGGUUCAAUGGGAAAUGCGAGCAAUCAAAGACCCUCCUCUGGUUCGACAAGUUCAUCUCAAGCCUCUAAUGCAUAUCCCAAUUCACAACCUAGACAUGCUCGGGAUGCAAAUUCAAAUGGUACUGCUAGAAAAGAAGUACUGGAUGAAAAGGGUGCUGUGAUCUCUAAUACGUCUUCAUGGUCACAAGCAGUGAAGCCCAAAAAUUUUCAAUCAAAUUCUGCUGCACAAUCAUCUAGUAGUUCUGUUGUUGGGGUUUAUUCCUCUUCUACAGAUCCUGUUCAUGUGCCUUCUCCUGAAUCAAGAUCAUCUGGUGCUGUUGGAGCCAUAAAGCGUGAAGUUGGAGUUGUGGGUGUACGCCGUCAACUUUCUCAAAAUGCUGUCAAAGAUUCUACUGUAUCAAGUAGUUCUCUCUCUAAUUCUCUAGGAGGAGACAAUUCUUCAGAGUCAUUCCGACAUUUUGCAACAACUUCUAAGGCAGACCAACUUGGUCAUACUACCACAACUGAACCUGUCGUGCCCAGCAUUUCCGGAAACAGAUCAUUCUUAAGCAACCAUUAUGGGAACAGGCCACAUCAACAAGUUGUAGGUCAUCAGAAGGGUACCCAUCAUAAAAUAGAGUGGAAACCAAAAACAAACCAAAAAUCAAUUACCAAUGGUCCUGGAGUCAUUGGAACACCCAAAAAGUCUACAUCACCUCCUGCCAAUAAUGCCAAGGACUUGAAGGCGGAAACAUCAAAAAUACAAGAUAAGCUUUCUCAAGUGAACAUACAUGAGGAUGCUAGUGUAAUCAUAGCACAGCAUAUUCGAGUGCCAGAGAAUGAUCGCUGUCAACUGACUUUUGGAAGCUUUGGUGUGGAGUUAGAUUCUUCAAGGAGUUGUGGACCUGGAUUCCAGGGCAUUGGUGUUGCUGAAGAAACAAAUGGUGAAUCUGCUUCUAGUCUGUCGAGUUCUGCUCUGGAUACUUCCAGCGAUGAUGCUGCUGGUAGCAAGCCAGUAGAUGGUCUUGAUGAUCAAGUUAGAAAUUCUGGAUCAGGUUCUCCAGCAUCAGAUGCUGCUUCUGAGCAUCAUUUGCUUGAUAAAAGGGACAGUUCCAGUCCUCAGAAUUUAGAUAGUUAUGCAGAUAUUGGAUUGGUCCAAGACAACAGUCCAUCCUAUGCUCCACCAGGGUCACAACAGCAGCAAGAUCCUUCUGAGUUACCCAGUUUUCCUGCAUAUGAUCCCCAAACUGGGUAUGAUAUACCAUAUUUCAGACCCACCAUGGAUGAGACUGCAAGAGGACAGGGUCUGCCAUCUUCUCAGGAGGCUUUAAAUUCACAUUGUGCCAACAGCAUUUCUGCAUCCACAAUAGCAAUGGUACAACAGCAGCAACCACAAGUAGCCCAGAUGUAUCCUCAAGUUCACGUUUCCCAUUUUCCUAAUAUGAUGCCAUAUCGACAAUUUCUCUCUCCAGUUUAUGUACCACAGAUGGCCAUGCCUGGAUAUUCCAGCAACCCUGCCUAUGCACAUCCAUCCAAUGGCAGCAGUUACUUGCUGAUGCCUGGAGGUAGUUCUCAUCUCAGCGGAAAUGGCCUAAAGUACGGUAUUCAGCAGUUUAAGCCAGUUCCUGCUGGCAGUCCCACUGGGUUUGGCAGUUUUACCAGUCCAACUGGAUAUGCCAUCAAUACUCCUGGUGUGGGUGGGAAUGCAAAUGGGCUUGAAGAUUCAUCUCGGAUUAAGUAUAAAGAUAACAAUAUCUAUGUUCCAAAUCAACAGGCUGAUGCAUCUGACCUCUGGAUUCAAAACCCUAGGGAACUCCAAGGCCUGCAGUCGGCUGCAUACUACAAUAUGCCUGGACAAACACCUCAUGGUGCGUAUCUACCAUCUCACACAGGUCACACCUCAUUUAAUGCAGCUCCAGCACAAUCCUCUCACAUCCAAUUCCCAGGAUUGUACCACCCUCCCCCCCAGCCUGCUGCAAUGGGAAAUCCCCAUCAUCUGGGUCCUGCCAUGGGUGCAAAUGUUGGUGUUGGGGUUGCUCCAGCUGCUCCUGGGGCACAAGUUGGUGCUUACCAACAGCCCCAAUUGGGUCAUCUUAACUGGACAACAAACUUCUGAAGAAACUAUCUAGCUAACCUUUCUGCGUGUCAAGAGAUUGCUAGUUACAGAAAAUUUUAGUUUUGCUAAAUAACAGCAAUCUUUUCAAUUAAAUGGGCAUUAUUUGGUGUUUUAUAUACCUUUCAUUUUGAAUUCCUUAGCAUUAUCAAUUGAAUAGUAUCAAUCCUAGUUCAUGGCAGGAAUGCAUUUACUCAUGUCU